GUUUACAAAGUUUAUUUUCUUUCAUGUCUUGGCCCGGAAAAUUGUUAAUUAUCUAUGAAAACUUUACCAACGAUCUGCCUCCUCUACAAAUUGGCCAGAAACCAACAGGAUGCCCCACACCCUGUGCCUGCAAGUGCAAAUGCUGCCGAGGAUUCAGCCAGAAAUACGUGGCAUUCAAUGGGGAAUCCGACGACCGUUCUUCCUCUGCCGCCGCUGGCGACGAUGUCCAGAAGAUGAUGCGGUUUCGCAGCUCUGACAUGUUGCUGCUCCUGCAGGCUGCCCAGUUAAUGGAUCAUUUGUGGACCAAUCAGUACUUUAAAGUGGAUUUGGAAGAGGAUUUUGCUGCCAUUUCAAAGAAAUUAGCUGUCCAUGGAAGAGCAGUGCCCAAGGAAAAGCUGGCUGAGAUCCUGGACACUGUCACCUCAGGCUACAGGCGAGCGGUUAGUCAGCUAUCCCCCACCGAAGCGCAAGGUGCCCUGCGUCCCAAAGAGGCAGCUCUCAACUUUCCCGGAUUGCGCUGCUCCUGCUCGAAAUGCGAGAAGCUACCGUGGCGCAAGCUUCAGGAUGUAGAAGAGCACCAGAAGGAUCACCGAUUUAGCGACAACUUUCACUGCAGGAUCUGCUAUCGCCGGUUUUACCUGCAGCACUCAUUGACUGCUCAUUUGAUCAGAAGGAUCGGCAGUAGAAGUCCCAGCUCCGAGGAACUAAUGGAAAAUGAGAGCUACAAAAGAUUGCUACAGGCUCAGAGGUCCAAGGAGCUAAAGGAACUAGAACAAGCACCUGUCCAAGUGGAAGAUAUAAUGGUGCCAGUGCCGAACAACUUACGUCUGGAUUACGAGGAGGAAAAUAGAUCCCCCAUCCGGGAGCGUAAACGCUUUAUGCACUCUCAGUGUCCACUUUGUGAUCUUAAAUACCGCUUUUCUUUUAGCCACCAGCUUCACUUUUUGAACAAACACAGAAAGACUCAGCGAGAUCCAGAGGCCUCCUUCUCCUGCUACAAUUGCAAUAGAUCAUUCCUCACAAGAAAGUCUUUAAUCAAUCAUCAAAAGAUCAUUCGCAAGGCCUGUCAUCUUCGCUAUCGUCGCUUUAAGUGCCCCAAGUGCUGCUCAAAAUUCCAAUUGGCUUCAACACGAAACACCCAUGUUACCAGGAUUCACGACAGGAAGAAACUAUGUCUUAUUUGUCAAGUUCCCACUUUGGCAAGGUGCUGCAGUAAUCACACACCAAGGCAAUGCCGAGAAGCUAUUAAGAAACACAGAGAGAAAGUGAGAGAGCUCCGAGGUCUAAGCAAGAAGCCACAAGCACCCAAACCAAUGUGUCAUCAUUGCAAUCAAAGCUUUUCCAACUCGUUUUUACUCCGAGAACACUUAAAUCGGAAGCAUCUGAAGCAGAAAAACUUCACCUGUGAGAUUUGUGGAGCCACAUUCUACAGCCAGGGAAAGAUGCAAAUCCAUCGGAAGGCUGUGCAUCUAAUGCUGCAUGUAACCCACUGCGAGAUUUGUAACCUGACCAUCAAAGCCAAGGAUAAUUAUCUGCGGCAUUGCAGGUCGAAAAGGCAUCAGGAUAACCUUCGUAAGAUGGAAACGGAAAGGACUAAAAUUAGAGAAACGGAAAUUACCGAAAGUAUUCAAAGCAAUCAUUUAAAAAAAGAUCACGAUGUGGAAUCUCCAAAAACAUGUUUAAGGAGGGAAGCCAAGACUGAAUCCUUGGGAAAGCUGAUGAAAAAGCCAAUUAGGAAACUUUCCACAGCUCCUAGGGAUCAAAAGCCUGUAGAGAUCAACUUUUGUAAUCCCUGUGGAAUUUCUAUAGUUGGAAGUAUGAUCAGACACUAUAAGACGUCCAAACAUAAAAAUAACUUAAUAAAAUACAACGAAAAGAGAGAGAAUAGGCGAUUUAUGAGAAGCUUAAGAUUGAGCAAUAUUUAA
Drosophila serrata is the source of this 1925-nucleotide messenger RNA. RefSeq lists its product as uncharacterized. The record is from RefSeq and is a predicted model, not a curated record. Gene Ontology annotation, cellular component: nucleus. Gene Ontology annotation, biological process: regulation of transcription by RNA polymerase II. Gene Ontology annotation, molecular function: RNA polymerase II cis-regulatory region sequence-specific DNA binding; DNA-binding transcription activator activity, RNA polymerase II-specific; zinc ion binding. Lineage: Eukaryota; Metazoa; Arthropoda; Insecta; Diptera; Drosophilidae.